GGCGGGCCCUAUCCUCGAUCUGGAUCCGUUGGCAACAAGCGCCGAUUGGGGCCCCCAGCGGAUCCCGUUUCGAAAGAAAUGAGCACUGUCUCGCGAGAAAAAUCCUCCGACGACACCACGAUCACCACCCUCCUUUCCUAUUCGGGAGCGGCAGACGGUUUCAGGACCCCGGGGGCGCUAAGAUGUCCAAUGCUCAAUCUAUCUGUGAAUCAAGCGUACAUGCUGGUUCGCAGUGCGCUGACUUUGACAGCAUUCGAGAAGUCUAGGAUGGGAUCCACCAAGAUGGACUGCGUGAGUAUAAGAGGGAGCUGGAACCGCACCCAUUUGGUUCUGCACUCAUCAUCGAGCCAUCAACAGUCUCUUCAACUUCACUCUCUUCUCUUCUUCCUCUACAGUUGCUUGACGCACACUUUCGCUUUUACAAUCACCACAGUCUUUGAAUCUUUCGAUUUUCAUCACCACCUUCUACCUCAACCACCAUCAAAAUGAAGGCCUCCGUCGCUGCUUCCAUCUUGGCUUUCGCCACCAUGGCCACCGCUGGCCCCGCCUACAAGGCUCCUCACAGCUUCUCCAGCCUGACCAAGCGCGCCACCAUCCCUAUCCCUUCUAGCAAAGGUUCCGAAACCUUCAGCGCGGCCAAGGAGAUCACUGGCACCUUCGACGGUGGCCUGAAGACCUAUGGUCGCGGUGUCAGCUGCACUGGUCAAGCUGAGGGCGGCGACUCUGACGCUGUCUUCUCUCUGGCUGACGGCGCCACUCUCAAGAACGUCAUCAUUGGCGAGGACCAGAUCGAGGGUAUCCAUUGCCAGGGCUCCUGCACUAUCGAGAACGUCUGGUGGGCCGCAGUCUGCGAGGACGCCCUCACCCUGAAGAAGGACGGUGACGCCACCAUCACCGGUGGAGGUGCCACUGGCGCCAGCGACAAGGUCAUCCAGCACAACGGUGCCGGUACCGUCACCAUCGACGGCUUCCAGGUCGCCGACUUCGGCAAGCUCUACCGCUCCUGCGGAAACUGCAAGCAGAGCGCCGAGCGUCACGUUGUCAUCAAGAACGUCAAGGCCUCCAGCGGCAAGCUCCUCGUCGGCAUCAACCCCAACUUCGGCGACACCGCCACCAUCGACAGCGCCACCUGCGCGACCAGUGUCAAGGAGAUCUGCGAGGAGUUCGAGGGCACCACCCCCGGCAACGAGCCCAAGUCCGUCUCCACUGGCCCUAGCGACACCUGCAAGUUCUCUACUCUCGCUUCCUGCUAAGCGGAGAGCUUCAACCGUCAAGCAGAUGAGCUUUAAGGCUCAUGACCGGUAAAAGUUGGUGAUCCAAGACUCCAGGGCGCUGGCGUCAUUCAAUUCUUGUAGAGACCCUUUGAUUAGACUAUGAUGAGUAUAGAAAACAAUGGAAACUUUCUUCCAUAUAUCCUGCUUGCAUGAUUGAUACGACUAUGAGUUCCCGCGAGUAACACGUUCGACUGACAGUGAGUCUUGAUUUUGCGGGCUACCCCGGAGCGUCCGGGUCAGAGGAGGAUGUUGGUGAUUAAUCUAUCUAGAUGAGAGAAUUGAUGGCUUUGGGCGACAAGAUAACCAUCUGAUCAGGGCCCUCGCAUUGGAUG
This is a messenger RNA of Boeremia exigua, 1606 nucleotides long. Its product is annotated as pectate lyase-domain-containing protein. The coding region runs from base 486 to 1253 and encodes 255 amino acids. The record is from RefSeq and is a predicted model, not a curated record. Gene Ontology annotation, cellular component: extracellular region. Gene Ontology annotation, biological process: pectin catabolic process. The transcript is spliced from 2 exons. Lineage: Eukaryota; Fungi; Ascomycota; Dothideomycetes; Pleosporales; Didymellaceae. Gene Ontology annotation, molecular function: pectate lyase activity.